AUGCCAAAUAAUGUAGGAGCAAGGACACAGCCUUGCUUUACCCCGUUCUUUAUUUGGAAGGCGCCUGAUGUUGAACCAUUGUGCUUGGUAAAUCCAUGUCGCAGGAGACCAUGUAAGAACGGCGGCACAUGUAUCAGGAAAGGACGUAGAUUCACCUGUAAAUGCAAACCUGGUUACUCUGGAAGAUAUUGUAAUAGAUUGGUAAAUCCAUGUCUCAGGAGACCAUCUAAGAACCGCGCCACAUGUGUCAGGAGAAAACGUAGAUACUUUUGUACAUGCAGACCUGGUUACUCUGGAAUAUGCUGUACUAUAUUCAACCCAUGCUAUACGAAACCAUGUAAGAACGGCGGCGAAUGUAUCAGGAAAGGACAUACAUUUACUUGUAACUGCCGACCUGGUUACACUGGAAGAGACUGUAACAUACUUUCAGAGUGUGGAAAUGCUGUAGCAGAUAUCAUGUUUGUAUUAGACGACUCUGGAAGCAUUUCUAAGGAUGAAUUUCUAUUGAUGAAACAUUUUGUCAAGAAACUUGUCUCAUCUUUUCCAAUAUCGUCAAAUGCUGUCCAAGUUGGUAUUAUCACAUUUAGCACCGCUGUAAAGAACCAAUUUAAUAUGAAUAAAUACAGAAAUAUCCUCGAAAUAAACGCAGCGAUUGACAGAAUAGGUCACACCGGAGGCUGGACACACACCUAUGCCGCUUUAAAUUACCUUAAAGAUUCUUCCUUCAGUGCAAUAUCUGGUGACCGAAAAGAUGUAUUGAAUAUUGCAGUUGUCAUCACAGACGGAAACUCAAAUAAUCAAGUCUGGACAGUAAAAGCAGCCGAAAAGCUCAAAAAGAGUGGAACUAUUAUAUUCGCAAUUGGAGUCGGGAAAAAGAUUUCGAAUACCGAACUCAAAGCAAUUGGUAGCGAGCCGAGUUCGAAAUACGUAUUUUCAGUGAAUAGUUUUGCUGUCUUACAGAGUAUAUCAUCGACAUUCUCAACUAAAGCAUGCAGUGUUCUGCGGCCCUGUAGAUGUGAAGCGUCUGGUGACCCUCACUAUAGAACGUUCGAUGGACAAAUGAUACAUUUCAUGGGGACAUGCAAAUAUACACUGGCUACUAAUAAGAACGGAUCGAACAAUACCGACUUUUCUGUUGAAGUAAAGAACGAACACCGAGGAAAUGACCGUGUAUCUUACACACGUUUAGUGGAUGUCAAACUCACUGGUUACACAAUUCGUCUGUUGCCAGCUAACAAAAUCUUGAUAAAUUCAGUAGAGAAAUCCUUACCUGUAAGAAAUUAUAGAGAGUUUUCAGCCACAUACUCUGUCGGGUGGAUUACAGUUACCACUAUGUGGGGUUUGAAGGUCAUGUUUGAUGGUAGACACAGAGUCACUGUUACAUUACCACCAAUAUUUGCCGAU
Molecule: messenger RNA, 1404 nt
Organism: Octopus bimaculoides (California two-spot octopus)
Lineage: Eukaryota; Metazoa; Mollusca; Cephalopoda; Octopoda; Octopodidae
Product: zonadhesin-like
Cellular component (GO): extracellular matrix
Molecular function (GO): calcium ion binding
Source: RefSeq, a predicted model, not a curated record